AUGCCUCCCAAAGGCGCAAAACCUACCAGCGAUGAGCUGCUAGCUCAGUUUGACAACCUCGGCAUCGAGCAGUCGGCCAACAAGUCGUCGAAAUCCGCAGCAGCAGCCACCGCUGACGACAAUGCAAAGGGCGAGCAGGAAGACGUCCUCGCUGAGCUGGAAAAACAAGCCGCCCAGCGCCCAAGCAGUGGUCCCGGUACUCCACGUUUAUCCGCGGAUAAAAGCCGCUCAGCGACCCGGUCUCCUCGCCUCAGUGCGACCAUCGAGCGAAGCAGCGAGGAUAAGACCCGACUAUCGACGGAGGCCUCCCGCGCGGGCGCUAAGCAGGAGCAACAGAAGCAAGAAGCUGAAAAUGCGGCUGCCCAGGAGCAGGAGCAGGGCGGUGGAUGGUGGGGAGGCUUCUUCGCUACAGCAAGUGCUGCCAUGAAGCAGGCUGAGGCUGCAGUCAAGGAGAUCCAGAAAAACGAGGAAGCCCAGCGAUGGGCGCAGCAAGUCAAGGGCAACGUCGGCGCCCUGAGAGACUUUGGCGGCGAGCUUCGCAACAUGGCCAUCCCAACUUUCACCAACCUCAUCCACACCCUCGCUCCCCCGAUCUCCUCGCACGAACGCCUCCAAAUACACGUCACCCACGACCUAUCGGGCUACCCCGGCAUUGACCCGCUCGUCUACGCAGUGUUCUCACGGGUAAUGUCCCAAGUGGAAGGCGGCGACCUGCUCGUUAUCCAGCGGGGCCAAGAAUCCGCCCCGAAGCGCGGCCUCGACGUCGGCGGCUACAUUUCCAGCGCAGGCUGGAACGACGGGCCCUGGUGGCGCACAGUGACUCCCGGUACUCCUCGCACCAUCAGCGCAGUACGCGGAGCUACCGAGGCCUCCAAGCUAGCCCGCGCCAGCGCCGAGGGCUAUGCAUCAGAGUACUUCUCGUCGCGGGGCGGUAUCGAAGAAGCCGCGAAGCAAGCCAGCGAGGACCUGAGCGAGUCUAACCCUGUGCGUAGCAGCGACAUCUUCCUCGCCAUUCAGGCCAUCAGCCAGACUGUGUCGGACGAGCUCUUCAAGGCCGGCGCAUCGGCCGAGAACGCCGCGACCGGCAUCGUCGCCGCGCCCGACACCGACGAGGAAAUCGCCUUCGCACUGUACCUGCACGACCCCGUGCACGGCAUCGCCUUCCACACCAUUUCGCAGAGCGUGCCGGCGAAAUGGAUCGAAUGGCUCGAUGCGUCGGCGCCGGCGACCGAGAACCCGGAUUCCGACGAUGCGGAUAUCCCGCGCGCGGUCGUCCCCGAGGCUAUUGCUGAGAUCAUCGAGAGCGGCGGUGUCGACCCCCGCGAGUGGGUCGCCGAGUGGGUGGAGGAGACGCUAUCGCUGGCAGCGGGGGUUGUUGCGCAGCGCUAUGUCGCGCGUCGUAUGGGCGUUGGCGAGGGCGGUUUUGGUAAGGGCAAGAUGCGGGCUGAGCCGGCGUCGACGGUGGAAAGCGGUGCUGGGGAGGCGGCGCGUGCGAUCUAG
Molecule: messenger RNA, 1500 nt
Organism: Penicillium canariense
Lineage: Eukaryota; Fungi; Ascomycota; Eurotiomycetes; Eurotiales; Aspergillaceae
Product: DUF5427 domain-containing protein MTC1
Exons: 2
Coding region: 1-1500 (499 amino acids)
Source: RefSeq, a predicted model, not a curated record